ACGUAUGCCGUAUACUGCACGUUUAUAAUCUGGCAUGAUUCUACUUUCGUUUAUGCUAUGCUAAAAUGGUCGAUUCAUGUUUAAUAUUGAACUUUACUAUAAUGUAAAUAAGGGCGUAGCUUUGUUUUUAUAGUUGCAUGUCCAGUAUGCGUUUUCUUAAGGUCACAAAAUAAAUAUUUAAGCAUAACGUUUAAAAAUAAAUUAAAAACUAACCAAAAACCACGCCUUUAAGAGAUUUUUUUUUGGUACAGCUGUACCACGUGACCCAGCUGUCAAAUAUGGCCCCUUCCUACUGGGUGUGAGGAACGGGACAGCUGACAAAGGAAAGGAAUCUGUCAAAAAAAAAAAAAAAAAAAGGACGGCACCGGUUCAUAUCACAGCACACCUUCGUCCAGAGAACACUGCACUAAUGUGAUAUCCUUAGCAAGAGAAAAAAUGCCUGCCAAAUGAUGAAGUGUGCCAGAGAGAGGAACUGACAGAAGAAGGCCUUCUUUGUUGCAGACCAUCUGUUCAGAUCAAACCCUUCCUCCCUCCCUGUGAGCCUCCACCCUGCAGUCAUGCAGAUCAAUCCAGUGUACGUGGAGUCCUCUGUAGUUUUGGCUGUGGUGCUGUGUGUCCACAUGGCGCUGUGGAACCAGCACUCCUGGUGCAGCAUAGCCCUCUUCAUCCAGGCUUUCUACGUACAGCACAAAUGGGACCGCCUGCUCCGGUCGGGGGGCGCCGUGUUCCAGUUCCGUCCCUCGGCAAACAGCGGCAUCGUCCCGGCCUCCAUGGUGAUGCCUUUGCUGGGCCUGGCGCUGAGAGAAAAGUGCUCGGCCUCAGGGAAUGUCUACUUUGAGCGCUUCUCCAUGGUGGUCACCAUCACAGGAAUGAUGCUGGCUCUUUUUCUCUCCCUGAUUGCGCUGGGCAUCACGAGGCCCGUACCCACCAACACUUGCGUGAUCGCGGGCAUGGCUGGCAGCGCCAUUCUCUACACGACCAAACAGACGCUGACGGUGUCUGAGGUCAUAGAGGUCUUAGAGGUGCUGUUGAUCUUCGUUUAUCUCAGCCUGAUUGUGCUUUACCUGCUGCCCCGUUGCUUCACACCUGGAGAGGCACUCCUCAUUGUCGGUGGAAUCAGUUUCAUCGUCAACCAGCUCAUCAAGCGCUCCCUGAACCUGGCAGAGGUCAAGGGUGAUCCAGUGAACUAUUUCCUGCCGGUCGUAGUGGUGGGGUCGCUGCUGCUGGGUGUUUUCUUCGCCCUGCUCUUCUGCUUCAUGGAGUCGGAGACCUGGGUGUCAUCGCUCUUCUUUCACAUGAUGACAGCCGUUCUGGGCCUGGGAAUCCUGAUGCCGUGGCUCUCGUUGUUCAUCGGCCGGCACCCCAUCAUGUGGCUGCUGGACUUUGUGACGUUAAAUGACAGGAGACUCGGUUUGCUGGGGUACUGGGUGUUCCUGGCUGUAGUGGCCACUUGCGUUGUGUUACACCAGAACUACCAGCGUCAGUCAGGGUCCAAGAAGCACCAGGCCUCCACUGUUGUCAGGAAGUACUUCCAUCUGAUUGUAGUGGCCACAUACGUUCCGGGGCUGAUAUAUGACCGGCAGCUGCUUCACGUUGCAUCCGUGGGUUGCUUGGCGGUUUUCUUGUUCCUGGAGUACUCGCGUUACUUCCGGAUCAAGCCGCUGGGUCAGCUGCUCAGGCAGGUGCUCACCUUGUUCCUGGAUGAGCGGGACUCUGGGCCUCUCAUCCUCACCCACGUCUACCUGCUGCUGGGCAUGUCUCUGCCCAUAUGGCUGUUCCCCAGCCCCUGUGCCCCCAAGGGGAUACUUCCCGGUGCGGGCGGCCUGGUGCCAUACGCAGGUGUGCUGGCCGUUGGGGUUGGAGACACCGUGGCCUCUGUGUUCGGCAGCACCAUGGGGGAAAUCCGCUGGCCCGGCACAAAGAAAACCAUGGAGGGGACAGCAACAUCUGUGUUCGCACAGAUCAUCGCUGUCGCCAUGUUUCUCAUCUUUGAUGGGAGCAUCAACCUGAACUCAACCUACUCAUGGAUUGUUGGCUCCAUCACUCUGGUGGCCAUGCUGGAAGCCUACACCUCCCAAAUAGACAACCUCCUCCUCCCACUCUACCUCUUCAUCCUGCUGUUGCUUUGACUGGACAGAUGGAACAAACAAAAACAAAUCCCUUUUAAUGGACUAAGCUCUUUCUGAGGGGAGAGGUCAAAUUUGGCAAAAAUAAAUGUAACAAAAAUAUAGUAGACGUUCUAGAAGUCCCUUUUAGGAAUCAGUGGAUUUCAAGUAAACAGGGAGUCAUAAUACUAGCACAAGAAAGAAAUAGAUAAUCGACUAUUUAAUUGGCGUUAAUGUCGUCAAACCAAUGUGGCAGCAGACGUGAUGUUAGCAUGACAUUAGAAUCCGUCGCCCUCAGAUCACAAGUCAUUUCUGUAUCAGUUGCUUCGAGGAAUGAGACGACGACCAGUUGCGAAAUAUUCUUUGAGUCGCGUCUGCGGUGGCGGCAGCGGUGUAUGGUUUCUUUUUGCGUCACUGUCCUGACGGCGAGGUACUCGACCACUGACACCAACCACUCCUGCAUUAUGCAACAGGAGACAGGAUCAGCAAAGCGGACAAAUGUCCUUUAAACACUAAGAGACGUGUUGACGCUGCUACACAGCAAAUCAAUGAGAGGGUUUUCCCUCUCUUUUCCCAAAUUGAUACAUGCCUUUGUAUUGCCUUUGAAGAACAUUAUUUAAAGUUAGCUUAUUGAUAUGUCUUUUUCUUAAUCGACGUUUUUGUUAUUAGAUUAUUUUGCCUCCCCGAUGGCAAUAUGAAGUACUUACUGCUGAAGAUAUUUGCCUUAAGAAGUAUAUUUUCUAUCACACAUAACCUACUGUUGUAGAUGCUGUAGAUGAAAGCAUGAGCAGCCCCUCUCGACUCUUCUUUAUAAGGGCUGAUUUUUACUUCAAUAUGGCAAAAACUCACUAUGCUCCUGCAUGACAAUAAUGUGAAACUCAGUACUGUAACAUGUACACAGGUAUACUACAGUAUAUUUUUGUGUGGUAAACUGAUUUUGCGUAAUAUUUCUGAGGUUCGAUGGGACCCGUUCAAAGUAGACUUAAUAUGUACAUUUCCUUGUGACACUGAGCCUACAACCUGCAAAGUUUUGGAGUCUGUAGAUACGCUUUGGGCCAAAACGACGAUUGACAUGUGGCCCCUUUUCUUUGGAGCAUUUUGUGCCACAAUUUAUUGAAUAUUUGCUUUAUAGAAUUAUCCUCAAAUGUCACCAGGUUUCAUCUCAUCGUUCUUAGAUGAGGACGCUACAGUUUAUUAACCUGAUACUUGUUUUUUGGCAUGAAUUAAUUAACCUUUUCUGUUCGAUUCAUCUGUAAAAGCUCUUUGGUGUUUUUAUGUUGUAAAAAUUUAUUAGCAUGCUCCUAAUGGUAUGUUGUUUUUGCCAUCAUCUUUCCAUUUAUAAGAAGAAAAAAAAAAUGUAAUAUUGCAUGUUGAGUGCAUCAGAGAAGAAAGAUGACGUUGAUACGCCUCCUGUUUUUGUCCCAUUCGUUCGAUUCCCACUUGACGUGUGAGAAGUGCGGCUGACUGACGACAUUAACAUUAUUAACCCCUUGAUCAGUUUGAGUUAAAGUUAACAUGAGAGGUUUGAAAGUUGUGAUCAAUAAUCAUUCGUUCCUCAGUUUUGUUGUUUUUCUUUCAAAUCACGUCUUACAAUGAAAGUACUUGAAAAACAGAAAUGCUCACUGUUGUCUGUAAAGAAAAAAGAAAAUAAAAAAAGAAAUAGGAAUCUGCCAUCUCAUGUUGACACAGAGUCAUAAAAAUGAUCUUGAACAAUAAUAAUGCUGGUUGGUGACGAUGUUGAGGAGGAGUUGCUGAAUAAAAAGUACAUCUAAAGAUCAA
Messenger RNA from Acanthopagrus latus (yellowfin seabream), 3884 nucleotides. It is a transcript of the gene dolk, whose product is annotated as dolichol kinase. Gene Ontology annotation, biological process: dolichyl monophosphate biosynthetic process. The transcript is spliced from 2 exons. Gene Ontology annotation, molecular function: dolichol kinase activity. Gene Ontology annotation, cellular component: endoplasmic reticulum membrane. The record is from RefSeq and is a predicted model, not a curated record. The coding region runs from base 558 to 2129 and encodes 523 amino acids. NCBI's taxonomy places the organism in Eukaryota, Metazoa, Chordata, Actinopteri, Spariformes, Sparidae.